UCCUCCUCCUCCUCUUCUCAGCUCUCCGCUGUCUUUGUCCAACAGGUCGCGAAGACAAAACCCGCCGUCAUGUCCGAUAAGAAGAUGACUUCCAGCCGCAGGCAUCACCUGAAGAGUUUGAUGCUUCAGAUCGCGGCAAAAUGGAUUCAGGAGGAGCAGAAAGAGAAUGAAGCUGUCAAGAAGGCCUACAUGGCUGAGUCUUGUCCUUCGCCCAAUAAGAGCGGGGACCAGGCCGCCCUCAUGGAAACCUGCAGAAAAUUGGCCGCUCUCAUCGACAGAGUGGACGAAGAACGAUACGACCUGCAUGCCAAAGUGGGAAAAGCUGAUAAAGAGAUCGAAGACCUGAAGAUCAAAGUGGUCGAACUGGCCGGAGUGAAGAAACCCGCCCUGAAAAGAGUGCGCAUGUCUGCCGACGCCAUGCUGAAGGCCCUGCUGGGCUCCAAGCACACGGUCAACAUGGACCUGAGGGCCAACCUGAAGCAGGUCAAGAAGGAGGUCAAGGAGGAGUCUGUGGAGGCCGGCGACUGGCGUAAGAACAUCGAGGACAAGGCAGACAGAAAGAAGAUGUUUGAGACUUCCUAAAGACUCCAACCGCCGCCGCCGGCCGUUAGCACACUUUAUUGGAUUUAUAAUUGAAUUGAAAGAAGCUUCUCUUUUUUGUUUCAUUCAAACUAUGAGUCUCAACUCGGCCUGUUUUUGUAAAUUUUGUAAAGCGAGAAAAGGUCCCUUUAGCUUCUCUUACUUCUCGUUAACUUUUAUUCUGAAAUGAGACUUCCUGUUUCCUCCUUUGCUGCUGAGGUUCACUUUUGACUUCCUGCUUCAUAUUGUCUUUGGUAAUAAAUGUGCUUGUUUUCUCCUCAA
Gasterosteus aculeatus aculeatus (three-spined stickleback) is the source of this 861-nucleotide messenger RNA. Its product is annotated as troponin I, fast skeletal muscle. NCBI's taxonomy places the organism in Eukaryota, Metazoa, Chordata, Actinopteri, Perciformes, Gasterosteidae. Gene Ontology annotation, cellular component: troponin complex. Gene Ontology annotation, biological process: skeletal muscle contraction; cardiac muscle contraction. The record is from RefSeq and is a predicted model, not a curated record.